AUGAGAUUUGAUGUACUGAGCUCCCUUCUGGCGUUAGUCGCAUCUAUUGCUGCCGCCUCGCCGGACAGUGGAUCCGGAAAACCGGAAAUGGCCAGCCUUACGCCUGAAUCCUUCAAAGAUAACAAUAUGCCAGGUCUUUGGUACGUCAAGUUUUUUUCGCCGUACUGUGCAAAGUGCCUGGAAGUCGCACCGAAGUGGACAUUAGCAUUUGAAAAGUAUGGAGGUAAUGAUGAGACCUUAUCUUGGGGUGAGGUUAACUGUUCUGAACAGGGUGAUCUUUGCAGUGAACAGAACAUCAAGAAGUUUCCUCAAAUCCACGUAUACAAGGACAAUCAGUUUGUGGCUACGUUUGAGUAUGCCCUCGAGGAAGAGGACUUCUACUUGUUUGCUCGUAACUUGCAGAAGUUUGGGGUUGAAGGUGUAAACGCAAGUGUUACCGAAAUGAAAGAGAUUAUCGACAAAGAAGAGAAGGAACGCAAUAUGACUCCGGAAGAGACCGAAACUAGACUCCAAAAUGCGCAUGAGAAAGUUGUCGAGGCGAACACAGUGGCCUCACUCUCGAGUAUGACUGAGAAUGUCAUCAUUGAGAUAGGCGAGAAGGAAUGGACCCCGGCCCGUAUGAACAAGCUCUGGUUAGUGCGUUUCCAUUCCCCUUACUCUAGCGAGUCCAAAGACCAGGUUGCGUCUUGGAAACAAGCUUUCCAGGAGCUAGGUGGGAUUUUUGGGACUUGGGGGAUGGGUAUGAUUUGGGCCGAGGUUGAUUGUCAUAAGAAUGCUGUUCUUUGCAAAAGGCUCGAUAUUACUGAGUUCCCAAGCUUGCGCGUCUUCUUGGACAAUGAGUGGCUUCACACCUACGAUGGGAAGCCCACUGUUGAAGGCAUUAAAGAGUUCGCUAAAGAAGCAGUUGAUAAAUGGGCACCCCGUGAUACUGAAGGCAAGGUUCUGGAAUACAGUUUCUCUAGAGACAAGAACCUUGCUGAUGAGAAUGAAAAGGAAACAGCGACUCGCCCAGUGAUUUCAGAUAACGCUCUUGCGGAUGCGAUUGAUUACGCUCUUCGUACCGCAGGUAAGAGAGUUGACGCCGACCCUGGCUUGCUUAUUUUCGGUUCAGAUGCAGAGGCCAAGCACAACAUCCGGCUUUUUAGCGAGCCCGAUGCUCCCCCUCCUAAUUGGGACGAUGUUAAGGCGACCCAUAACAAUGGUGCUUCAGUUACUUUGAGUGAAGAAGAUUAUCGCACCUUUACCACCAGCGGAGAAGAGCCCUGGUUCAUUAAAUUCUUCAUGCCCGGUUGCCCCCACUGCCAAGCUAUGGCGCCAGAGUGGAAAAAGCUGGCUGAAAUCACUGCUGGUAAGGUCAACAUUGGAGAAGUAAACUGCCAGGAGAACAGAGCCCUGUGUAGUGAAGUUGGUAUCAAGCGUGUACCCACCAUGCGUUUCUACGAUCAACAUAAGCUCCAGCCCGAUUAUACCGGUGCUCUUGAGGCUACAGCAAUGGAAAUGUACACGCUUACACAAAUGGGUGGUCAUAUUAUUCCGAUUGAUUCCGAGGAAGAAGUUUGGGGCAACGUAACCAUCAACAAUGGUGAAGACAGGGCUUCUUUUAUCUUUGUUUACGACAAGUCAGUCAGAGAUGAAGACUGGAGAGCUCUCGCAAAGUUCAGUAGCCUCUUGACUUCUUUUGAUGGCGUUGUAUAUCGCUCAAACAACAAUGAUGUUCGUGACAAAUUUAGCAUCCACCAUCACGGUUCCACUCUAGCCUAUUUGGGCGUUGUCGAUGAUGAAGAUACAGCCACGGGCCAUUUCGCUAUACCUUAUCGUCUCUCAAACAACCCGAUCAAGCUGCGAGACCCAGCUGGGCUUUACGAUUGGGCACGCCAGGUUCGAUACUCUGGUGCCCAGCUGCUGCAGCUGUCGGAACUUCCAAUUAUGAACACCCUCGCACCAGCCCAUGCGGUUUAUCUGCUCCCUGAGGGGUCUGGGAAUCUUCCCGAAGAUGUUACCAAAGAACUUUAUCAGUAUCGCAAGCUGGCUUAUGAUCUCUAUGAGGAAUCUGAUUCUCGUAGAAUCAAGCGGGAGAACGAGCUGCGGGUGGCUCGUCUAGUUGCCACGGACGAUGCAGUGGCCAAAGGCAAUUAUGGACUCGCAAACAAAAUCGAGACAGCAAUGGCCGAAGUCCCAUUUGAGCUCAAUAUUACUCUCAAUUAUAUGCAUAUUGAUCAAUGGAAAGAACAGUUUGGUGGCUUCUUUGAUGUGUCUGCGCAUAAAGAGGGUGCCGUCGUUGUUUUUGAUCCGGCUAAUGCGCGAAUUGUGGACUCUGUUACUGGAGAGCGAAUCCGACCUGGAGACAAAAAUGCUAUCGUUAAGGCAUACGAAGCUCUCAACUCCUAUGCCAUCAACCGUUCUCCUGUUGUGAGUAAGGGUCUGAAAAGCGUUCCGAACGUCAAGCCGUUCAUUCCAGCAAAGACAUUGAACUUUGAGGAUCUCUCCACUGGGUUCUGGAAGAAAGGUGGCUUUGAGUCAAAGUAUCUUUUCAUGUUGUUUGUCGUCAUUGGCGCGUUCUUUGGCUACCGGCGACUCGCCAGGCCAUCGUUGCGUAAACAUGGUCGUGGUGCCAUUUUGACUGGUAAAUUCGACUAA
Molecule: messenger RNA, 2637 nt
Organism: Wickerhamiella sorbophila
Lineage: Eukaryota; Fungi; Ascomycota; Dipodascomycetes; Dipodascales; Trichomonascaceae
Product: DnaJ subfamily C member 10
Exons: 1
Coding region: 1-2637 (878 amino acids)
Biological process (GO): protein folding
Cellular component (GO): endoplasmic reticulum
Molecular function (GO): protein disulfide isomerase activity
Source: RefSeq, a predicted model, not a curated record